AUUGAUCAAUGUGAUUAGAUAUAAUGUGUUAUGACAAUGCUAAUUAGUUAUAUAUUUGAAUAGAUAAGACAAGCAUAUUGCUCCUCACAACUCGCAAACUAAGCGUCACGAAAGAUGAUCAGAUAUAUGCUCAUAAGAUCAAAACCCUCAACCGCGAAAAGAGUUGGGAGUUGUUCCUAAAGAAGGCAUUCACUGGCAACAAUGGACAAUGCCCCGAAGAAUUGAAGGCUACCGCGAGAGACAUCUUGCAAAAGUGUAACGGUCUACCUUUAGCAAUCACCGUUAUGGGAGGCCUAUUAAAGAAACACGGGCAAUCCAAGGAUGAGUGGACCAAAGUUCUCAAAGGGAUGAACUCUCACUUGAAAACAGGUGAAAGCAGUGUGUCUCAUAUAAUGGAACUGAGCUACCAUGAUUUGCCUCCGCAGCUCAAGUCGUGCUUCCUGUGCCUGGGCUUCUUCAAGGAAGACGCGACUAUUCGCGCGGAGAAAUUGAUCCAAGUGUGGAUUGCACAAGGCUUGAUCCCACCAAAGGAAGACAAAGACGAAACCAUGGAGGAGAUAGCAAGGGAUUAUCUAGACGAGUUGAUCAAUCGGAACAUGAUUCAAGUGAAGGAUACAACCAAAGAUGAUCGCGUGAAAAACUGCCUCAUCCACGAUUUUCUUCACGAUCUAGCCAUCACAAAAGCCAAGGAGGAAAUACGUCUUGAGAUCCUAAGAGAUGAGGGAGGGGGUUCUCAAUCCUCACAGAAAUCUCGCCAUCGUGUUAUCUACUGUGGCACUGAGACGCCCGUUUUCUCUUCUCAGAAAAACAACCAUAUCCGCUCUCUUUUCUUCCACGGACACGGCAAUAACAUUUUUGGCGGUUCAACUGUUUGGAAGAAUUUUCAACUCCUCAGGGUACUCGACUUUGAAAACGCUGGCUUGGAAUUUUUGCCUGACGCAAUUGGCGAAAUAGUCGGAUUAAGGUACUUGGGGUUAAGAAACAACGACAUAAAGGAGCUUCCAAGCUCGUUUAGUCGCCUUAAAAACCUCCAGGUCCUUGAUAUAUCACUCAACUUCUCAAUGGAAGUGCCAAACAUUAUAUGGAAAAUGAUUAGUCUGCGUCACCUUUAUAUGUCCAGAAUCACUUGUCAGGCGUCUCCAAAAGUCGACUACCUCAAGAAUCUCCAGACAUUGACCUACAUCCCGACGCCUCGUUGGACGCGCGAGCACACAACACGAAUGACCAGCCUCCGUAAAUUGGGCUUAGAGCUAGAUGAAAAGUCGGAUAUAAUCAAUCUGUUCGACUCACUAGCUAUGCUGGCGAAUCUUCUGUGUUUAAACCUCCGAUGGUAUGGCAACCACGACAUAUUGUUCGAGGACGGGCUACGCAAGCUGCCUUGUCUCACUCAACUCAAACUGCAGGGCAAAAUGACCGAAUUGCCCACCGUCGGUAAUUUCCCUCCAAAUCUUUCUCACUUGAGUUUGAUUCACACGGCUCUUGAUAAGGAUCCGAUGCCCGUAUUGGAGAAGCUGCCCAAGUUGGUGUACCUCAAAUUGGAUGGCGCGUUCACCGGCGAACAAAUGACGAUCACGAGAGAUGGGCUACCGAAACUCAAUGUCCUCUCACUCAGGGAGCUGAUUAAGCUGAGGAAAAUACGCGUCGGAGCGCGUGGAAUGUCGGAUCUUAGAAGAUUGGAAAUCCAUAGAUGCCCUCAUCUCGAUAAUCUUCCCGGAGAGCUCGAAUUUAUGGAGCAGCUCGGGGAGUUGAAAAUGGUGACGACCGAAGAAAUCGUAUCGAAGCUACGAUAUAAUCAUUCACGCAUUUUCUCCCGUAUACCAUCUCUGCAUCUAGUUAGUGUUACAUUAAAAGAUUGAGUUGAUACAAUAGUAGCAUUUGAAAAAAAAAAAAAGUGUACCUGUAACACUUAAAAGUCUGUAAUUCUUUAUUUUUUUCCCU
Erythranthe guttata (spotted monkey flower) is the source of this 1938-nucleotide messenger RNA. RefSeq names its product putative disease resistance RPP13-like protein 3. Gene Ontology annotation, biological process: defense response to other organism. NCBI's taxonomy places the organism in Eukaryota, Viridiplantae, Streptophyta, Magnoliopsida, Lamiales, Phrymaceae. The record is from RefSeq and is a predicted model, not a curated record. Gene Ontology annotation, molecular function: ADP binding; protein binding.